AUGGGGUUCCUCGCGGACUCAGCGGAGGAGGAGGUGUGGGCGGAGACGCAGCGCAGCAGCGUGGUUCGCCUGCAGGUGGGCCUGCUGGGAACGGCGAGGAAGCUCCAGCGCGACCUCGACCAGAUGGCGUCGCGCGCCGACACCGGCUCGCAGGAGGGCCUGCACUCCAUCCUCCAAGAGACCGUUCUCGCUCUCCUGCGCAACCCCGACUACUGCAUUUACGGCUUCUCCACGUCGGAGACGGCCAAUGACUCGUACGGGGGGGAGGCGGCGUUCAACCGGCUGAGCAUGGGCGAGCGCAGCAAGUUCAAGGAGGAGACACUCGUCAAUGUCGGCGACAUGCGGAAACGGUCGGAGCGCGAGCCCAGCGAGCAGCGAAUGAACAGCGAAUACAUUGUGGUCACCAUUCUGGCGGCCACAGAGGGAACUUUCGUGCUGCCCGAGGUUAAAUCUAAUGCCGACCUGAGAGAGGCGCUCACCAUCCUAGGGUCCAUCCCUGCUGACGAGCUCCAGGCCGUGGAGGUGCUGUGGACGCCGCAAAAUGAGGAGGACACACUCACAACGCGCGACAUGCUCGAGGACUAUCCCUCACUGCGACCUCUGUAG
Messenger RNA from Closterium sp. NIES-65, 606 nucleotides. NCBI's taxonomy places the organism in Eukaryota, Viridiplantae, Streptophyta, Zygnematophyceae, Desmidiales, Closteriaceae. The record is from the annotation of a GenBank genome assembly.